AUGUUGGCCUGGCUUGUGGGCUCGGAUAGCAGACCGCCUGCUCUCCUCAAAGUAAGAAGCUCGGCUACGUUCAUCAUUAUCACGGUCUCGACAUCGAUCUUUACGGACAUCUUCCUCUAUGGAAUUGUAGUACCAGUCUUGCCUUUCGCUCUCACCUCGAGAUCGAGCAUCCAGCCGGAUCAGAUACAGACAUGGAUCUCGAUCUUUCUGGCCGUGUAUGGAGCGGCUUUGUUGGCCGCUGCGCCGGUAUGCGGAUGGUUGGCCGACCGGACAUCGUCGAGGAGAUUGCCUUUCGUCCUCGGUCUGGUGGCGCUGGCGGCAUCGACUGUGAUGUUGUGCAUCGGUAACAGUAUUGGGGUAUUGGCUGCCGGUAGGGUCUUGCAGGGGAUCAGUGCUGCUGUGGUAUGGGUAGUGGGAUUGGCACUACUUGUCGACACGGUCGGCUCAGAAGGCGUGGGCCAGGCGAUGGGCUACCUUGGGUUGAGCAUGAGUCUGGCUAUCUUGCUUGCACCACUCCUAGGAGGCGUCGUGUUCGCUGCUUCUGGGUACUAUGCAGUGUUUGCCAUGGCUUUUGGCUUGAUAGGCUUCGAUAUUGUGAUGCGACUUGUCAUGAUCGAGAAGAAGGUGGCGCUCAGAUGGCUUCCUCGGGAAGAAGUCAUACCAGACACGAAGAAGCAGGACAUGCCACCAUUAGACACUAGGAAUCCUGCUCUGGACCUUCAAGAAAUACCUGCCUUACCGGUGAUGGAUGACACAGCAAACAAGGAGGCCGCUACCUCUGACACUGCAAAGACGACACCACCUGGCACUCGACGACCUCUUGGCAAGUUCGCGAGCCGCUUACCAGCUGUGAUCUAUCUCCUAUCAUCUCGACGAGUUCUAUCAGCACUGUGGGCCUGCUUGGUACAGUCCUCGCUGCUCACAGCGUUCGACUCUAUGCUUCCGCUCUACGUUCGAGAUACCUUCCACUGGAAUUCGACAGGUGCUGGCUUGAUAUUCCUGCCGAUUGUCGUCGUUUCCUUCCUCGGACCACUGAUAGGUCGUGCUAGCGAUCAAGUCGGACCUCGAUGGUUUGCUACUGCUGGCUUUGUGAUAGGAUGCCCUUUCAUAAUGCUAAUGCGACUUGUGGAUCACAAUUCGCUCACGCAAAAAGUGCUUUUAUGCGCACUACUGGCUCUCUUCGGCUUGGCUAUGACUCUGGUAAUUACCCCCAUCAUGGCUGAGAUCACUUAUGCAGUAGACGCUAAAGCACGACGGCAUCCACCCGGCUUUUUUGGCAAGAAUGGUGCAUAUGCUCAAGCAUAUAGCUUAUUCAACAUGGCUUGGGCCGCAGGCUGCUUCAUAGGACCACUGAUGGGAGGUCUGAUCAACCAGAGAGCAGGUUGGGGUACCUCGACACUUGUGCUUGGUUGUCUCUCAAUAUUCACUGCUCUGCCUACCGCUGUAUGGACGGGCGGUAGUAUCUUCAAGCAAAGGAAGAGUCGCCGAGAUAAUCUUCAAGAGCCGCAGGCCUGA
Messenger RNA from Recurvomyces mirabilis, 1515 nucleotides. RefSeq lists its product as uncharacterized. The record is from RefSeq and is a predicted model, not a curated record. Gene Ontology annotation, biological process: transmembrane transport. Bases 1 to 1515 code for a protein of 504 amino acids. The transcript has a single exon. NCBI's taxonomy places the organism in Eukaryota, Fungi, Ascomycota, Dothideomycetes, Mycosphaerellales, Teratosphaeriaceae. Gene Ontology annotation, molecular function: transmembrane transporter activity.